UUGUUUUGCUUGUUCGGUUGGAAAAAGUGCGGGAUUAAAAAAAGCGGCGCAGUUUCGCUGCCAUCAAUACCUGAUUUCACAGCGUACGUGUGAAAUUGUGCUCAAUCAUAUUUAAUAAAAAAAAAGUCUGUCGCAAUUUCGCCAAUAAACUAACACAUUCAAGCACAAUAUGAAUCUGUACACAGCAACAACAAUUGUUGCGCUCUUGCUGGCCGUCACGGCAAUAGCAGCUGGCCAGGAACAGGAGGACACGGAGCAGACCACCGAGCAGCAGGAACCGGUCAGCGAGCCAACCGUUAAAUUAGUGCAUGUCCUCAAUCCUGGAGAGCGCGAAUAUCUCUCACCCAACCUGAUUGGCGUGCAGAACAUAGCGAUGACCUUCUUGCCGCUUUCGAUGAACUUUGUGAACGUGAUCGAUGCCCAUCGAGAGAUCGUUAAUGGUGUGCGCUAUGAGAUCGUGCUGAAUGCCAUCGAUACGAAGGCCAAGGAUGCAGAUAUCAUAUGCCGUCUGGUAAUACUCGAGAAGCCCUGGCUAACCACACAAUGGGGCGACAAAUUUCGUGAGCUGGUCAACUCGAAUUGCACAGAUGAGGCCGACAAUCAACUGACCAGCGACAUCGAGGACCAAAGCAAGGACAAAUACACUCCCCGUAGUCGUCGCAGCCUAAACGAUGUGCCUCUGGGUGGCAUCAAGCCCUUUAGCGAGAAGCAGGCUGAAGAACAACUUCAACGCACUCUGGACAAACUAACAGCCGGCGAGGGUCCCCAUUAUAGAAUCGCAAAAGUCUACUCAGCGUCGCGCCAAGUGGUGUCUGGCACCCUCACACGCAUUGAUGCCGAUCUUGUGGAUUCGAAUGAGGACCAGCAUCGCUGCAUUGUGGAGAUCUGGGCGCAGCCAUGGUUGGCUCAGGGUCACGAUAUCACCUUCAAGUGUCGCAAUCAGCCGGUGGUACGUGCUCGCCACAGCCGUUCCGUAGAGUGGGCGGAGAAGAAGUCGCACAAGAAGCAUAACCAUCAUGCGUUGGAUAAGGUUGAUCAUCUGUUCCACAAAUUCCAAAUCAAAUAUGGACGUCGUUAUGCCAACACCAUGGAGCGCCAAAUGCGUAUGCGCAUCUUCCGCCAGAAUCUGAAGACGAUCGCAGAGCUGAAUGAGAACGAAAUGGGAAGUGCCAAGUAUGGUAUUACGGAGUUUGCAGACAUGACCAGCACGGAGUACAAGCAGCGCACAGGUUUGUGGCAGCGUGAUGAGGGCAAAGCUACUGGAGGUGCACCGGCGGUGGUAGCAGACUAUCCGGGUGAAGUGCCCAAGGAGUUUGAUUGGCGUCAAAAGAAUGCUGUUACCCAGGUGAAGAAUCAGGGUCAGUGCGGCUCGUGCUGGGCCUUCAGUGUGACGGGCAACAUCGAAGGUCUCUACUCGCUUAAGACCGGGGAUCUGCAGGAAUUCUCCGAGCAGGAGCUGCUCGAUUGCGAUUCCGUGGACAGCGCUUGCAAUGGCGGCCUACCGGACAAUGCAUACAAAGCCAUCAAGGACAUUGGCGGUUUGGAGUACGAGUCCGAGUACCCCUAUUUGGCCAAGAAGAAACAAUGUCACUUUAAUAAGACGCUUGCCCAUGUAAAGGUCUCCGGCUUUGUGGACUUACCGCACGGCAAUGAGACAGCCAUGCAGCAUUGGUUGUUAAACAAUGGACCCAUUUCCAUUGGCAUUAAUGCGAAUGCGAUGCAAUUCUAUCGCGGUGGCGUCUCCCAUCCCUGGAAGGUCUUGUGCCAGAAAUCAAAUCUCGAUCAUGGAGUUCUAGUUGUCGGCUAUGGCGUCUCGGACUAUCCAAAUUUCCACAAGACUCUGCCCUACUGGAUCGUUAAGAACUCUUGGGGUCCCCGCUGGGGCGAGCAGGGCUACUAUCGCGUCUAUCGUGGUGAUAAUACGUGCGGCGUCAGCGAAAUGGCCACUUCGGCCGUCCUGGCCUAGAUAAACCAAGAACAACGAUCCACCUACAUAUAUCUGUAGAUCGGUUUAGGUUAACAUCGAGCUAUACAAAAAUUUCUGAUUUGCAUUUUGAGAUACAUUUCUUUUUCAUACUCCUCACUCCCAAAACCCUGGAACUUUUGUUCUGAUUAGCCUUCAUAUAAGUAGGUACCAUAUAUAGUAUAUACAUUAUAACCUUCUGACAGACAACUCUUGUAACCCCCGGCAGCAUCAUAUACACAUACGUAACGAGAAGCAUAUAAAUAUAUAUAUAUAUUGAAAUAAAUUUAAAUUAAACGUU
Scaptodrosophila lebanonensis is the source of this 2264-nucleotide messenger RNA. RefSeq names its product putative cysteine proteinase CG12163. The coding region runs from base 170 to 1966 and encodes 598 amino acids. Gene Ontology annotation, molecular function: cysteine-type endopeptidase activity; cysteine-type endopeptidase inhibitor activity. The transcript is spliced from 5 exons. Gene Ontology annotation, cellular component: lysosome. Lineage: Eukaryota; Metazoa; Arthropoda; Insecta; Diptera; Drosophilidae. The record is from RefSeq and is a predicted model, not a curated record.